Messenger RNA from Hippocampus zosterae (dwarf seahorse), 3373 nucleotides. Its product is annotated as TRPM8 channel-associated factor homolog. Lineage: Eukaryota; Metazoa; Chordata; Actinopteri; Syngnathiformes; Syngnathidae. The record is from RefSeq and is a predicted model, not a curated record. The transcript is spliced from 13 exons. Bases 245 to 2995 code for a protein of 916 amino acids.
CGCGUGGAUUCUUCCGUUGAGAGCUAUCUGACACUUAAUAAUCUAUGACUGCCUUCCUAACUUUGUUUAACGAGGAAAAGAAGAUGAACAAGACAAGAGGAAUCAGUUGGCUAACCUCUGAGUGGGUUAUUCGCCCUCUAUUCGCCCCGCCUCUAUUGUACUUCUUCAGUAUAAAGUACAGUAGACCGACACACUUUCAUCUCCUUGGCUUCAGCUGCAAGCUCUCAGAGAUUCACUUUACACCAUGGCGACCCAAAAAAGUCAAAAUGAGGGAGCAUUUUUGUCCCUGAUGAGUGGUGUGAGAGAGCUGGACCUCCGUGGCGCUUAUGUUCCCAGUGCCCUCCUUCUGACUGGAGAACAUGCAUUUCCCUUGGUGAUGAACAGCCAAGGCCAGGUCCUGAUGGCUGCCUCCCAGUACGGCUUAGGAAGAAUUGUGGUCCUGGGACAUGAAGGAUAUUUGACAACAUUUCCUGCUCUGGUAGAAAACGCAGUGACUUGGCUGAAAGGAGAUGGCUCACGCAACCUGUCAGUGGGGGUCAACAAGAGUGUGAAGGCAGUGGCUGAUAGUCUCAACAGAUCCAAAAUCCAAACUGAAGUUGUGGAGGCAUUCCAGAGGAAUCUGAAUCUUGGUGUUUAUGUGACAGACACCUUAAGCCUGACUACAGAUGGGAAAGACUUGGUGGCAUUUCUGAAAAACGGCGGAGGGGUGUUGAUUGGAGGGCAAGCCUGGAGUUGGGCCGCAGACCACCCAAAGGAGAACGCACUGCUUGGAUUCGGAGGGAAUAAAGUGUCUGCUGUGACCGGCAUCUACUUCUCUCAACAUCCGGCUGAAGCUGAAUUGUUGCCUGUCUACCCUCAAAUUCCAGCCUCAUGGUUGCGUGUGGUACUGGACAAGGAGUUUGAGGAUGACCUGACAUUCUUACUUCAGGGGAUAUCUGAGUUUGACAUCACCGGCGGCGCGAUUGCUUCUGAGAUUCUGGUUCAUGGACGACUGGCUUUCCCUAUCGGAAUGACAGAAGAUAGACGGCCAUUUCUGGCAGGCACCUAUUAUGGGCUUGGGCGUGUUAUUGUUGUGAGCCAUGAAGGAUAUCUGAAUCGAGAGGAGCUGGCCCCGUUUUGGACCAAUGCUCUUCACUGGUUGGAUGCGGGGCGACAUGGCACUGUGGGCGUCCUGCAACAUAAAGCCCUCGACAAUCUCAAGAAAUCUGGGUUUAGGUGUGAGAAGAGCGACUUCAGAAAUGACCUGAGUGUGUUUGUGUGUUCAGCAUACAGUGACAAACACGCAGAAGAAAUCCAAAACUUUGUGGCAGAGGGAGGAGGUCUGCUGAUUGGUGGCCAUGCUUGGUACUGGGCACAGUCCAACAGUGGCGGAAAUCCUUUGACAGAAUUCGCAGGGAACAAGAUCCUGAAUAAAAUGGGCUUGAGCCUUUUGCCUGAAACCAUUGGGGGCGGUCGCUACAAUGCUCCUGUACCCAGCCAGACUGGCAAAGACAGCUACCACUUCUGCCACCUUCUACAGCGUUUUGCCGCUCAUGUAACUGAGGGAGAUGAUCUUACCAAGAGCGAGGAGCAAUGCCUUAAAAAGUUUGGCAAGGACUGUGCCUUCUUCUUAAAAAUGGAAGCCCACCAUCGCUGUUCAUACGCUCAGGUCUUGUCCACCCUUACGCACGUCCUGAAGAAAUCGGGCAUGCCUCAGGUGUGUGACACCUGCCCAGUAAAAAGUCCCAAAGACCAUCUGCUGCUCAACAUGGGUUCAGAGGUCUUUAGGGUUUGCCCCAAUCCUGACAGCCUGUUGCCUUACCUCAUCAACGAGAACCCCCUGUUGCCCGUCGUCUAUAAUCACAGGGUCACUUUGAAUGUAAACACAGCAGACAAAGAAGAGUGGGUCAGUACCGGGCUUUACCUUUCUCAAGGCAUGAAAACCUAUAUAGCAAUGCCUGGGCAGAUCGUCAACAAGGGAUGGAAGGUCCAAAUUGGUUGUCAAACCGACUAUCUUAAAGCUGAGGAGCUGAAGAGAGCGCCCAAUGUUCAUGAACAAUUUCCAAUUGACAGUGAGAUGAUGCAGGUGUGGAACUUGUGGGGAGGUCUCAUCUACUUGGUGGCCCCACCUAAAACCCAAGUGGGAGGGGUAGAGGUCAUAGUGCAGGUAGCUGUGCCGGCACCUUAUUAUAAAUCUGGUAUGACAACACCCGCCGAUUGGGCCAUGCUGCGAACAGCUCCUUCCCCUUGGGCAGAGUUGGAGUUUGAAAAUAUCGUACUCACUGUACCAUCCGAUACCAUUAGGAAUCUGGAAAGACCAGAUCUGCUGGCAGCGCUCUGGGACUCGAUCAUGAAAGGCAUUGCCGACCUAGCUGCCAAGCCACACAAAUUUCCCCGCAAAGAACGCUUUGUAGCAGAUGUACAAAUUUCUUAUGGUUGGAUGCACGCCGGCUACCCCGUCAUGAUGCACAAGGCCUCGGCAGAGUCACUGGUCAACCUUGAGCACGCCAAGACUGAAGGCUUAUGGGGCCCAAUCCACGAGCUCGGGCACAACCAGCAGAGAGAUUGCUGGGAGUUCCGGCCACACACCACAGAGUGUACAUGCAACAUUUGGUCAGUGUAUAUCCAUGAGGAGGUGUUGGGGAUCAACAGGGGAAAGGCUCACGGCGAUGUCGCUUCAGCAAAAAGGAAGAGUCGAUUGGAGGAAUUUGUCAAAGGGGGCAGGCAACUCAGCAAGUGGGAGGUGUGGGUGGCUCUUGAAACAUACUUGCAGCUCCAGGAGAGAUUUGGAUGGGAUGCCUUCAAGAAGGUAUUUGCUGCUUACCACAAGAUAACUAAUUAUCCGAAGGACAACGGCGGCAAGAUGAACCUGUACGCAGAGACUUUCUCCAAAACUGUGGGAAUGAACCUGUGUGGAUUCUUUAAAGCCUGGAGCUGGCCCAUCGAGAAGGCUACUGAGGAGAAACUAGCCAACCUUCCAACCUGGGUGGACCACCCCAUGGUCCAGUUUGGUUGAAUCUUGGGAUGAUUGAUUGAAAUAUAGAAGCACUACAUUGUUGAAUGUGUUCAGAUUUUUUUAAAAAUCACUAAAUUGAUUACAUUUAGUUGUACUGCUCCAAAACAAAUAACCUUCAAUGAAAUAAUGACAAAUAAUUCAUCCCUUUCUCACAGACUACUUUUUUUUCGGAUGAGUAGCAAAACAAGAAAACUUUGAGCAAGAAAGAAUCCUUUGCUGAAACACUUAAAAGUAACAAUACAAUUGCAAAUAACCUAGUCCUGUUUUCAAUGUUUUUUAAUGUAUUUGUGUGUGUUUGUAUGCCAUUUAAAUGGCACAAUGUCUUUGCUGUCAAUGGGAAAAGGGCCAAUAAACGUUUUCAUGAUGCAUUUACAUAAA